Molecule: messenger RNA, 1905 nt
Organism: Rotaria socialis
Lineage: Eukaryota; Metazoa; Rotifera; Eurotatoria; Philodinida; Philodinidae
Source: the annotation of a GenBank genome assembly
AUGCCCGGCAUUCGUUUAUUUGGUCGUCGUUUUAAUUUUGCCUCCGAUGAUUUAACAAUACCAUCAUUAAUUGAUCUGACUCUUCGUUUACCAUUCUUAGUGACGUUUAUUGUCUUUCGUAUUAAAGAUGAAUCACCAGACUCAACAUGUCCAUCAUCAUUCUAUACUGGCUAUUUUUAUCCACUUUUAAGUGUUUAUACGGCUAUAACAAUCUUAUGUGUUUUUAUGUUUUGGAUUAGUUUACGAGGAACACCUGUAAAAAAUACUCGACCACGUCGCCGUAUGUCAGUAUUGAUUUAUAUGCGUUUGUUUCUUGUUUUGAUUGAUAUUAGUAUUAAUAUAAUGGGUUUAAUUACAAUGAUAAGAGUAUUUAAAAUGUGUGCUAUUAUUUUACGUGCAACAAUUGUAACGACGAUAGCUUUAAGUUGGAGUGUUGCCAUAUCUUUAUUUAUAAUAUUAGCAUUUUUUAUUGAUUUAACGGGUUUUGUUACAGCUGAAAAGAAAUGGGAAAUGAGAAUCAAGAUUAUUUUUUGUUGUGGACAAGGUUAUGGAGGACAAUCUUCAGAUACAAAAAAUAUUGUUAAAACUUUACAAUACUUAUUUGAUGAUGAAAGAUUUGAUCUGGUACCAAGUGAUGUUGCUGCCGGUCUUAUUCUUUUACAACAAGAGGAUGUACAAGAAGAACGAUCAAUCAAUAUUAUACAACAUGUACCAUUAGAAUUACUCAAAGAAGGACUUUAUUAUAAUUCGUAUGCACAAUCGGCUUUUGGAUGGUUUUCUUUAGCAUAUCAUUAUAGAUUAACAUUUCUACCACGAAUUCUUUGUGCAAUGCGUUUUAGAACAAUAGGAUUUUGUUGUGGUUGUUGCUGUUGUGGUGGUGGUACUUGCUCAUCUUGCUGCCAACAUCCAGAUAGUGCAAAUGAUCCCUGUGGAAGUCAAUACGCUACAUUAGCCUAUUUACUACGCAAACAAAAGCCGGUCAUUUUAUAUGCUAAUUUUCUUGCUGCAUUUCAUCACGCACCAUUUUAUAUAGCAGCGGACAAUCAAAAGAAAACAAUUGUUGUAUCUAUUCGUGGAACAUUAAGUGCAACUGACAUAUUAACUGAUAUCAAUGCUGUGGAAGAUGCAUUAGAAACCGAAUUAUUUGGCAGUGGUUAUUGUCAUAGUGGUAUGCAUUCAACAGCUAAAUAUAUUCUCGAUGAUAUAUCAAUACGUUUAGUAGACAUAUUUACAAAGUAUCCUGAUUAUACAUUAGUUCUAUGUGGGUAUUCACUUGGUGCCGGUAUCGCAUCGAUUCUUGCUAUUCUAUUGAAAUCAAAGUAUCCACAUUUAAAAUGUUACGGAAUGGCGAUGCCUGGUGCGGUUUUAUCAGAAGAUUUAGCCGUUGCAACGCGUGAUUUUAUUUAUUCAUAUGUUGUUGACGUUGAUAUGAUAACACGUGCAUCGAUUCGUUCAUUGGAACAUUUAAGAGAUCGAAUUAUUGAUGCAUUACAUACAUGUAAUCGAAGUAAAAUGCGUUUAUUAACAAUGACACUUGUGCAAGCGUUAACUAAACGUCGUCAAGCUUUUCAUUCUAUGAAUCAUCAAUCACAAACAUUAAUUGAUGAUUCAUUAACAAAUUCAAUGACAACUACCGGUGGUAAUUUUUCUAUUUCACCGACAGUUGUAACGUCUCAUUCAGGCGAACGUGCGCAUUUAGUUAUACCUGGAACAAUAGUACACUUAUAUUCAACCGAGCGUGUUGGCUUAUUCUCACGAAAGAUCUCAUAUCGUGCUGGGAUCAGUACAUAUAAUCAAUUUCGUCAAUUCAUUGUUCAUCCCAGAAUGUGGCUUGAUCAUUUCCCUGCAUCAUAUAGUACAGCAUUAACAGAUGUUAUAGAAAACUAUGAUCAAAUUUCAACAUAA